Molecule: messenger RNA, 1620 nt
Organism: Closterium sp. NIES-67
Lineage: Eukaryota; Viridiplantae; Streptophyta; Zygnematophyceae; Desmidiales; Closteriaceae
Source: the annotation of a GenBank genome assembly
UCAUUUCCAUCUCAUCAGUGUCAAUUCAGUUCAUUCGUCGUGAUAAUCCGCCUGCACAGCGCAACCCUCUGCUGCAAGACUCCUCUCGUUUCCUGAGGGUCUUCUCUUCUUAAAUCCAGACGCCAGCCUAGACUCUUUCUUCCCGCAGCUAGCUUGAUUGCGAAGGUGUCGUGCAAACCCUUUCUCCCGAGAGAAUUUCCCGCCAGGACCUAACUUCCAAAGUUCCAGCUGGCUAGCAUCCUCAGCAGCGAUGGCGACCGUCGAUCUUGAGCUUCCCGAGGCAUCUCACGGCUGGGAUUCCCAAUGCGCUCCUCGCAUGACGAAGGCACAGCGCGCCAAGCUGAAGGCCGCAUACAGACGAGAUCAUCCCAAGCAACUCGCGGAGGCCCCUGAAUUCCCCACGAGUUAUGGCUGCUGGAGGGAGCCCCCCGAUUGGUGGGUGAAGGAGCAGCAGGACGAGCAAGAAAAAUGGGCGCGCGUGGUUGGGCAAUUCGAGGGGCACAGGGCCGUGGCUGAGAGGGUUCGUGGAACUUUCCAGAAGCAGCUGGUUUUGAGGAAGGCUGAGCGCGCGAGGAGCAAGGAGAUCCGAAGCACCGGCCGCGAGAAAGGCGAAGGGCGAACUUUCUGAGAAAGGCGGCCUGAACUUUCUACGCUCACGGGGAAGCUUUCAGAAGCAGCAGCGGCGGCUCUGCACAUUUUCUGCGGGUUGAUCGCGUGAGGAGCAAUGAGAUCAUCUCACCAGCCGCGAGAGAGGCGAACUGUCGAAGUGAGGGAAUUCGAGUUCAGGAACGAAUCUAUAUGGAUUUCAGGAAACAAAUCGAUCUCUCGGAGCUUUCAGUUGGCCUAUUACGGCGGCAACUUCAAGUUGUAUGCGGGAGACAGGACGAUGUGCUCGGGGAGAGAGAGCACCUUCGACUGUCCAAGUACACAGGAGUUUUUUCUUGUUUUUCUCCUGUUAUUUGUACAAUUCUUUCAUUGACAUUAUUAUUGUCAUAACUUGGAAGUGCCUAGGGCAGGUGCUGAAUGUACCCCCCCCCCCCCCGGAAGAUAGACAAUGGACUUUGUAUACUACUUUUUCUUUUCCUGCUUAUGAAUUCUCAAAUCUGCUGCAUCAGGUCUAAAAGAUCCCUCUAUAUGGCGAUGCACUUGGAUGCACACACCCCUGUGCAAUGCUGAGAAACUGCAUGACGCCAGGGACAUGGCAAUGAAGAAGUGGUGGAGGUGUAGCCUAGGAGUAUUCCACCUCAACUCAAUAUGGAGCCUAGGUGUAGCCUAUGGAGUACUCACUGCUACUCUGCUGCUCUGCUUCCUCUGCUUCACUACUGCUGCUGGGUCCUCAAGAUUGUAUAGGUUUGUUGUCAAGUUGUUGUAAAGUGUCAUAGUAAUUCCUCCAUGCUGAUGUGUCUUCCUCUGCUGUGUUUGUUGGCCAUGAAUCAAGAGCAGUGAUAACUGCUGCUAUUGUACGUGAUCUUGUUGGAACUGCAGUUGCACGGAAGUCGAUGUCAACAUUCUGGAAGUCAGUUUCUUCGGGAUGUUGCCAACGUCCAAGAGAUAGCACUCUCUCAGAAGAUCCAGUAGUUCCUUGCGACUCGAAUUGAAGAACAAAACCCCAUACUGAGU